AUGUGGCUGCCCGGCUGAGGACUUCCGCCAGUCGCUACGUGCACUCCAGCCAAAACAUGGCCGCGCUCAUGGAGAUUUCCGCCAACCAGUGCGUUUCGGGAGCGCUUGACGCGACCCAUUGCGUAGUGACGUCUUUUUCCCGCCAUCACUGAGUUAGUUCAACGAGUCUUUGGUGUCUGCGCGAUGACUGGAGGAGAAAGCUGGAUCAGCGACCCGCUCGGUGUGGUACAGGGCUUGUUUGCUCAGAGACCGGCAGAUGGCGACUGGCAGAAGAACGUUACCGACUACUUCAGUGCCAAGCUACGGGACAGUGACUCUGCCGCUGCCGUGCCGUGCCUCAAUGACACCCCCCUGCAUUACCUGAAGCCCAACAGCCUGGUCCGGUUCCGCUGCAUGGUGCAGGACAUGUUCGACCCGGAGUUCUACAUGGGGGUCUAUGAAACGGUCGAUACCAACACCAGCGCCAGAGUUCUGCAUUUCGGCAAAUACAGGGAUGUGGCAGAAAGCCUGCCGCAGCAGGAAGUGGAUCCGGACUCCCGUCGCAAUGUAACCUGCGAGAGACAGACCUUCUACUGUGUGCCCGUGCCAGGGGAGUGCCCGUGGGUGAAGGAUGCCUACACCAGCUGCAGCCAGGCCAAGGUGUGCGCCUCCACCUCCUACGCCCCCAGCCGGCAGAAGAGGAGCUACGAGGAAGAUGAGGAUGCUGCUCCAUGUGACACUCGUGCUUCCCAUGGAUUGGGUGAACCAAAACGCCUGGAGACUGAAGCUGCGGGGGCUCAGCAACACCUGCCUUCCAGCUGCUCUUCUGCCCCGGACCUGAACUUCCCUCUCCCUGGUGAGAAAGGGCCCGCCUGCCUCAUAAAGGUGUAUGAGGGUUGGGACCUCUUUAAAGUGAAUGACGUUCUAGAGGUGUAUGGGAUCCUGUCAGUGGACCCCGCCCUGAGUGCGCUCACUGAGGACAGGGAAGCAGUAUCUGCCCUGCUGGACCCCUCUGACGACAUGGACACCCUGGAGGAGCAUCGCGCCCACUGCCCCCCUGCCUCCCUCGUACCCAGAAUUCACACCAUUGUUACAAGGAAACUGCAGCACAAUAACCCCCUGCUGCCCCCCAGCCUCCAAGGCAGUGAGGAGAGCAAGCUGUUUGUCUCCAACUUCCUGUCUGAACUGUCAGCUGUGAGAGCCGAGCUUCUGGACUUCCUGUCACAUGCUCUGCUUGGGGACAGUCUCGCUGCCGAGUACCUCAUCCUGCACCUUAUCUCUACAGUAUAUGCCCGGAGGGACGUCCUUCCCCUGGGAAAGUUCACGUUGAACCUGAGCGGCUGCCCCCGGAACGGGACCUUUUCAGAACUUCUGUACCGAGUCGUGCAACAGCUGGUCCCGGCGGCUCACUACCUCCCAAUGACCAUAGAGAACAUGAACAAGCUGUGCUUCAUCCCCCGCAAGGACUACAAUGCCAAUCGGCUCGUGAGCGGUCUCUUACAGCUCUCGCCGCAGACCUCUCUGCUGGUGGAUGAGACGCUGCUGGAGCAGGGACAGUUGGACACCACAGGGGUGCACAAUGUGACGGCUCUGGGGAACCUGAUAACUUGGCAGAAGGUGGACUAUGACUUCAGUUACCAUCGGAUGGAAUUCCCCUGCAAUAUUAAUGUCCUUGUCACUUCCGAGGGGCGGUCGCUUCUCCCAUCAGACUGCCAUGUCCAUUUACAGCCACAGAUGAUGCCCCCCAAUCUGGAGCAGUACCUGGGGGCCCUACUCGCUGCCUCUCUGCCCUCCCUGCUCAAUAAAUUCCGCACCUACAUCGGCCUCCUGAGACUCCUGGAUUACAGCAUCUCCGACGAGGCCACAAAGGCCGUCGAGGAUGAUUUUGUGGAAAUGCGCAAGAAUGACCCACAGAGCAUCAGUGCCGAUGACUUGCACCGACUGCUGGUUGUCGCCAGGUUGUCGUCACUGAGCGCAGGUCAGACGUCUCUCUCCCGGGAACAAUGGCUCAGGGCAAAGCAACUGGAACAGCAGAGGAAGAACCGCCUCCGAGAGCAGAAACACAUGAAUGUGAAUGAACUUUAGGGCUUUUGUUAUUCCAUAAGGGGGCGCUGUGCCCGGGGCGGCUGGAGGGGACUUUCUGUGGACUCUUUGCUUCCAGCCAGAUAACUGCUCCGUAGGAUCCACCCUGCCCAUCACUUACACAUGGACUUUUAUGGAACUUUUUGUACAUUUUGUAAUUCCAACAGCAUUGACAAAUUAUUUGAUAUUAAAAUAUAUAACGGCUAAUAAAUGUUCUACCUGUG
Molecule: messenger RNA, 2285 nt
Organism: Xenopus tropicalis (tropical clawed frog)
Lineage: Eukaryota; Metazoa; Chordata; Amphibia; Anura; Pipidae
Gene: mcmbp
Product: minichromosome maintenance complex binding protein
Exons: 16
Coding region: 184-2064 (626 amino acids)
Cellular component (GO): nucleus
Source: RefSeq, a predicted model, not a curated record